Molecule: messenger RNA, 1950 nt
Organism: Tripterygium wilfordii
Lineage: Eukaryota; Viridiplantae; Streptophyta; Magnoliopsida; Celastrales; Celastraceae
Product: glycosyltransferase BC10-like
Exons: 11
Coding region: 389-1579 (396 amino acids)
Cellular component (GO): membrane
Molecular function (GO): glycosyltransferase activity
Source: RefSeq, a predicted model, not a curated record
ACUUACGCCAACACUUUCGCCGGCUGUAGUCAGUGUAGGGUUGUUUCCAUUUUUGAACCUCCGGAGCGAAUCACAAAAAUCAUCCAAAAACACACAGCGAGGGGUUUUCCCAGGGAACGAAAGUAUUCGCUCAGAGAACAUAAGUCCGAGAAAAUUUGAUUAGCGGAGAAUUAGAGGCAUCAAAGCGUGAUUAUUCUCGAUUUUCAUCCAGCAUUAGCUAUCCAAAGGCUUUCGAUCUCCAAAUCUCGGAUUCGAGAUUCAUAUUGGACCAGCUGCAUUCGGCACUCAAAGAUCCUUGUCAACGAGUUGCUGGCUAUUCUCAUCGUUAAGGCUAAAGGGUUAUGAUGUUAAAAGAAACAAAUCAAAGAUGCUUUGAAAUACAGUUGUGAUGCUUUUAACCUACUUGGAGACAGGUCGUGCAUGGCUACAAGGCAUAAGGGACUUUCUAAUAAUGUCUGGGUCUCGACAGCAGCCUCAUUUAAGGAGGCCAGUGUGGAUUAUUAUUUUGGUAUCUUUGAUGAGCAUCUUCUUGAUCGGCGCCUAUGUUUACCCACCGAGAAACUCUGCAGCUUGCUAUUUCUUUACAUCAAGUGGUUGUACUAUGUUUGAACAGCCUCCUGUUAUACCUUCCAGGGAAUUGACGGAUGAGGAGACUGCAAGUCAGGUUGUAUUUGAGGAAAUUUUAAAAAAGGCUCCUACUCAAUCUAAGAAUCCAAAAAUAGCUUUCAUGUUUUUGACUCCCGGGACUUUACCUUUUGAGAAGCUGUGGGAUAAGUUCUUUCAUGGCCAUGAAGACAGAUUCUCAGUUUAUGUACAUGCAUAUCAGGAAAAACCUGUUCAUGUGAGCCAAAACUUUGUUGGUCGAGACAUUCACAGUGAUAAGGUAGCCUGGGGAAAGAUAUCAAUGGCUGAUGCAGAGAAGAGACUCUUGGCACAUGCACUCCUAGACCCUGAUAACCAGCGGUUUGUUUUGUUGUCUGACAGCUGUGUGCCUUUGCAUAACUUUGACUAUGUAUAUAACUAUCUCAUGUUCACAAAUAUCAGCUUUAUUGACAGCUUUGAGGAUCCUGGUCCACAUGGAAAUGGAAGGUAUUCAGAGCAUAUGAUGCCUGAAGUUGAAAAGAAGAAUUUUAGGAAGGGUUCACAGUGGUUAUCCAUGAAGCGGCAGCAUGCCGUAAUAGUUAUGCCAGACAGCCUAUAUUACAGAAAGUUUAAGCUUUUCUGCAAGCCAAACAUGGAUGGACGCAAUUGCUAUGCAUAUGAGCAUUACUUGCCGACUCUAUUUCACAUGAUAGAUCCCGGUGGCAUUGCAAAUUGGUCAGUAACACAUGUUGAUUGGUCUGAGGGAAAGUGGCAUCCAAAAGCAUAUAGGGCUCAAGAUGUUACUUACGAACUUCUUAAGAACAUUGCAUCCAUCGAUGAAAAUAUACAUGUUACAAGUGAUUCCAAGAAGACAGUGACUGUCAAACCUUGCUUAUGGAAUGGAAUGAAGCGGCCUUGCUAUUUGUUUGCCCGGAAGUUUGAUCCUGAAACUCUGGAUAGAUUGUUGUUCCUCUUCUCCAAUUAUACAUCAAUUUAGGACUUGUCUGUCAUUUAUAUUCUUCGACUGAUGGGAAAGCUGCCGCUCACCCCUAGCCCGCACAGCUAGUUAUGUUACAUAAUUGUAGAAUGUAAAGUGGCCAUGAUGAUGUAGAUUCUCUGGCGUCACAUUUUGAUGGAAGUUCCAGAAUGAAGAUUAGUGACUAAACAUUUAGGAUCCGCUUGACUUGGAGGUUGCCGGCUUGCUUCUUGUUGCUGCUUCCUCUUGGGUUGACUGAUUUACAAUUUUGUGUUUCGGUUUUUUGUCAUAAAAGCCUUCAUGAUUAUUCAAGCAUUCAGUGUAUACUACAGAGAAUUUUUGUUUCCAUUAGUAGUUUCUGUGCUACAAAAUGAAUCGACUGUUCUUUUGAA